Molecule: messenger RNA, 993 nt
Organism: Priceomyces carsonii
Lineage: Eukaryota; Fungi; Ascomycota; Pichiomycetes; Serinales; Debaryomycetaceae
Exons: 1
Coding region: 1-993 (330 amino acids)
Biological process (GO): protein peptidyl-prolyl isomerization
Cellular component (GO): nucleus
Molecular function (GO): peptidyl-prolyl cis-trans isomerase activity; RNA binding
Source: RefSeq, a predicted model, not a curated record
AUGAGCGUUUUGCUCGAGACAAGCGAAGGCAACAUAGUCAUAGACUUAUUCCAUCAGUCUCAACCUUUAUUGAGCUUUAAUUUUUUAAAGCUAUGCCAAAUUAAUUACUAUAACUUUUGCCCAUUCUAUGAAUUAAUAAAGAAUCUAACGAUAACUUGUGGAGACUCAGAUUAUCCAUAUGGUGCUGGUGGAGCUGCUAUAAAUAAUUUUGUUGACGUUAAAUCGUAUUACCCCAGCAUUGAACGUGGGAAAUAUUUGACGAUAAAAACUAGAGAAACAUAUGAUGAUUUUAUUGGCAUUGUCUCAUUCUUAGCCAAAAAGACUGCUAGUGAUGAAUUCGAAGUAGGAUCUCAAUUUACAAUUAACUUGGCCGACGCUCCUAAGGUAGUUGGGUCUCGAAUUCCUUUUGGUAAGGUAGUGGAAGGUUUCACUGUUUUGGAACAAAUAAAUAUCUCAUCAGUAGAUGAUGAAUCCAGAUUUUUGAAAGACAUCCGGAUAAAACAUGCCCAUAUACUUCAUGAUCCAUUUGAUAAAGUCACGUAUACGAAUUUGAACCCUACAGGACUUCCAACUGAAUUGCAAUUGAAGAGUUUGAGAUUGCCUCAGUUGAUUAAAAAUGAUGGAGAAGACGAAGAAACGUAUCAAGCUUUGACACUCGAGCUUAUAGGAGAUCUUCCCUACUAUAAAAUGAAACCAUCACCUUCGACUUUGUUCUUCGCGCGCUUGAAUCCUAUAACAUCUGAAGAUUCCUUGUCCGUCUUUUUCAGCAAGUUCGGAGAAGUCCUAGAUUGCAAUAUAGUGAAGAAGGUCAGAGGUGACAAGAAAACCACAAACUAUGGGUUUGUAAAAUUCAAGACGAAAGAAGAAGCUGAAAAAGCGUAUGCUAAGCUACAUGAUGGAUGCAUAAUCGAUGGACAUGAUGUCUAUGUAGACUUUUCACAAUCCGUUAAGCAUAGCAAACAUUUUACGAGAACACCUUACAAGAUAAAUUGA